Molecule: messenger RNA, 2493 nt
Organism: Exophiala bonariae
Lineage: Eukaryota; Fungi; Ascomycota; Eurotiomycetes; Chaetothyriales; Herpotrichiellaceae
Exons: 3
Coding region: 1-2493 (830 amino acids)
Biological process (GO): endosomal transport; vacuole fusion, non-autophagic; intracellular protein transport
Cellular component (GO): endosome; lysosomal membrane; cytoplasm
Molecular function (GO): actin binding
Source: RefSeq, a predicted model, not a curated record
AUGACCAGUGUCAACCCCAGGGCAGGCUGGGAAAAGAUCGGCGACCAAUUCUACCAAAAGGCACAAAUCUACGAAUCAGUCUUUGAUCAGGACCUUGAGCUUGAGAACUAUCUCGUAGUCGGUGCUCCGUACGGUGGAGCUCUUGCACUAUGGAGGGAUGAAAGCAAGAUAACGCGCUACCGCACAGGCCAGUCGUUGAAAACAACCAUCGACAUUUAUUCGUCGUCGGGCCAGCUUAUCAGCAACAUCAAUUGGGAUAAGGGCUCGAUCAAAGGCCUGGGCUGGCUGGAUGACGAGAAACUUAUCGUGGUGACGGAGGAUGGCACGGUGCAUUGCUACUCUGGAUUGCACGGGGAUUUCAACCCGUUUUCACUUGGCCAUGGCGCCGAUGAAUACGGUGUCAAAUCGUGCCGUUUCUGGUCGCAUGGUUUUGUUGCGCUACUCUCUAACAAUGCCUUGAUUGCGGUGUCCUCCUUUGAAGAACCGCGACCCCGUCUUCUGGCUCAUGCUCCGGAUGGCGAGGUCCACUCCUGGUCCCUCAUUCCGCCUGCAUACACGCUGUCCAGAUCGGUUGAAGUGCUGCUCGCAAUAGGCAAGACCAUUUUUAUGGUGGACGUCAGCGAAGCUGAAGAUCGAGGACUGUCAGAUGGCCCAUUCAUGCACGUCAGCGUGUCACCAAAUGGCCGCUUCGCGGCACUAUUUACGGAAGACGGUAAAGUCUGGGUCGUGGGAAGCGACUUCCAGAACAAGUACAGCGAGUACAACUCCAAGGCCAAGACUACACCGAAUCAGAUAUACUGGUGUGGAAACGACUCUGUCAUCUUAGCAUGGGAAGAUGAGAUCCAUAUGGUCGGACCAGAUGGCGCAGCAGUCAAAUACUAUUAUGACGAUCAAGUCCAUGUGGUCCCAGACAUCGACGGUGUGCGCCUGAUCACCAAUGAGACCUGCGAGUUUCUACACAAGGUGCCGGAUCCAUUGGAAGAAGUGUUCAAGCUCGGCUCGAAUUCACCUGCAUCAGUACUUCUCGACUCGGUUGAGCUCCUGGAGAAGAAGUCGCCCAAAGCAGAUGAGAAUAUUCAACGCAUCAAGCCAAAUCUACCUGAGGCUGUGGAGACCUGUAUCCGCGCUGCCGGACACGAGUUCAACCAGGUUUUGCAGAAAUUGUUAUUACGAGCGGCGUCGUUCGGAAAAUCGGUUCUGGACCUAUACAACAGCGAUGAGUUUGUAGACAUGUGUGAGGAUCUUAGGGUUCUCAAUGCUGUUCGCGACUAUCGCAUUGGGCUGUACAUGUCGUAUGAGCAAUAUGUUCGGCUCACACCAGAACGACUGAUUGCACGACUGGUCAACCGGCGAGAAUACCUGCUUGCUAUCAAACUGUCCGAAUUUUUGCACCUUCCGCUCAACAAGAUCUACGUCCACUGGGCGAGCCAGAAGGUGCGGGGAUCAUCUGCCGAUGACGACGCCAUCAGAGAUAUUGUUGUAGAUCGGCUUCGGGGCAAGCAGGGGAUCUCAUUCGAGGUCAUUGCCAGAGCUGCGUACGAUGAAGGUCGCAGUCACCUUGCGACAACACUCUUGAACCACGAACCGAGAGCAGGAAAGCAGGUCCCGCUUCUUCUGAACAUGGAAGAAGACGAAAUCGCGUUGAACAAGGCUAUUGAUUCUGGAGAUACAGAUCUUGUAUUCUUUGUUUUGCUGCAGUUGAAACAAAAGUUGCCAUUGGCUGCUUUCUUCCGCACGAUUAGCGACAAGCCGGUGGCCGGUGCUCUCGUGGAGAGCUCUGCCAGAGCACAAGACAAGGAACUGCUGAGAGAUUUGUUCUACCAGGACGACCAGCCGGUGGAAGGCUCCAAUCUUCUUCUCGAGGAAGCGAUGCAGCAGCCGCAAGUCUCGGCAAUCAUCGACAAAGUCAAACUGGCCAUCAGGUUGCUCACCGAUGCCAAGGACCCAACAGCUGUGCUCCAUUCCAAGGCUUUGACAGAAGCUACUCAAUUGCUCAAAAUGCAGGAAGUCUUUGACAAGGAUAUCACAGAUAGCAGUGGUAGUUAUGUCGGAUUGAGUGUCAACGAGACCAUGUUCCGCCUGAUUCGGUCCGGGUACAGCAAACGGGCAGCCAAAGUUCAGAGUGAUUUCAAGGUGCCAGACAAGACUUGGUGGUGGAUCCGACUUCGUGCGUUGACCGCUGCUCGGCUGUGGGGAGAAGUCGAAGAAAUCGGGAGGGCAAAGAAAUCGCCCAUUGGUUGGGAGCCAUUUUAUAACGAAGUUUUAGGUGCAGGCAAUACUCGUUUAGCAUCGUCGUUCAUUCCCAAAUGCACAACACUCCAACCAGCUGAGAGAAUUGAGAUGUGGGUGAAGUGUGGAAUGAUUGUCAAGGCGGGAGAGGAAGCACUGAAGGCCAAGGACCUAAACUCUCUUGAAUCGCUUCGGGAUAAGGCCAAUGGACAGCAGUUGGUGGAGAUUGAGAGGCUCAUCACACAGUUGAGACCAAGGAAGUAG